AUGUCCGUCGGCGAUUUAUCGGCGUCCCAAAUCGCCGAGGAAAUCAUCAUCCUCUCCAAAGACCCUCUCUCCACCCUCCCCUCCUCCUUCUCCGACUCGGACCUCGUCGCCGCCGCCGCCACCGCCCCCAACUCCGCUUCCUUCCUCUCCGCCCUCCUCUCCCUCCUCUCCUGCUCCCCCUGCCCCUCCCUUCUCCACGCCCUCACCCCUUCUCUCCCCACCCUCCUCCUCCCCUCCAUCUCCGUCCCCGAUUCUCCCCACCCGCUUGAUCUCCUCCCCCGCAUCCUUGAUCUCGCCUCCGCCGAUGCGUCUGUCUCUCCGAUCAUUGACCGUUUCCUCGAUGCCGAUUGGCCCAAGCACCUCCUACUCAAGCUCGCCUCCAUCCUCCGUGACUUCCCGGCCAGCAUCCCGCUCUCCGGGUUUCUCCACAAGAUCCUGACCGAAAUGAAGGGGAUUGAUCUCCAGGACUUGCCGUCCCUGGCGUACCAGCUCUUGGUUGUGGCUUCCAAGGGCCCCGAUAGGAGAUCAGUCGUCCGAGGGCUUUUAGGGUUUUUUGGGAACCCGGUGCGUGGCGCCGGCGCGGUCGUGCGGCAGGUGGAGGGGACGGUGCUGAUGCAUUUGAACUUUGCUGUGAAGCAGGACCCGGCGCUAGGGCAGGAGAUCGUGGCAUCUGUUCGGUUAGACUUGCGAUCGAUCAGCCAUUUCGUGGUUGCCGUGCUGUUCUCCAUUGCUAGGGUUCGGAGGUUCAAUGAGAGCUCCAUUGGAGCUCUCCGCAUGGCAGUGCUUGGUUCUCGCAGGGACUUCCAGGCUGCAAGGGACUGCAAGUGGUUGCUGGAUUGCCUGAAAGAAGAGUGCUUGGAGAUUGCACUGUCUGUUGAGAAGGCAUUCAUGAAAGCUAUUAAUGAGAGUAAUUGUGGAAGAGAACAUGUGGUGCCUAGCAUUGUUCAAUUCGGGUUUGUUUUGUUGGAAUCAGUGGAGAGUGAGAACGGGGAAGAUGCUGGUUGUUCAGGAGGUUUGGUGAGUAUUGAGGAGCUUGGGAUUUCGACACUGAAGACUCUGUUUGAGGUCCAUGAUAUGGCGAGGAAUGAGAUUAUAGAGCAGUGUAAAUUUCGAGUCCUUUCUCUGAAGCCCCAGCAGAGUGCAGCUGUCAUCAGGUUGCUUGGCAAUCUGGUUCAAAGUUACCCGUUCCCCAUGCUGGAACAUGUUGGAAAACUAAAGGAACUAUUGGAUUAUUUCAUAUUUAUGCAUGAAAAAACUGCUACUAGUCUUGUCAAUGCCAUCUUGCCACUCAUUAGGUUCAGCUGUGAUCUCCAGGAUUACAUUAUUUUGGUUGUAAGGAAGGCUAUGUUCAGAAGAGAAGACGCAGUCCGUUUGGCUGCAACAAGUGCUAUCAUUGAAAUGAUUUUAGCAGAAAAUAGGUUGAAAAGAAAUAAUACAAGUUCUUUGCAAGAUUCUUCUAGCCAAGCCAGUUGUAGCCAGCAAGCUGAUUUACACUGUAAGAACAAGGAAGGUCUCUUUCAAGAAUUGAGUGGCUUGCUCCGAAGGUGUCUUUCACAGCAGGCCAGAGUUAAAGAGAUUUUGUACCAGGGCCUUGUGAAACUUGUUUUGUUGGACCCUUCUGCCUCUAGCUGUGUUUUUGACUUCCUGUGGCCUCACUUCCUGCAAUUCUAUAAGGAGGAUGCUGCUACCCCUCUUAGGCUUGAUAAUUGUUCAAAGUUGGAUAGUGGAAAAUUUUCAUUAAUAGAACCUCUGGACAGUCUUCUAUCGUGUGUUUCAUGUAUUCUUCUUCUUCAGCCACAUGGUAAACCUGACCGGCCAUCUGACUUCUCUUUGCCAUGCUUUGGGUUUUCCCUUUCACAAGAGAAUGAGGCAGGAACAUCAACAUCUGGUGAACUAUUCUCAAAUGCCUUAAAGAAAAUCCGUACAACUUUGAGCCAAUACAGAUUAGGUGAGCACCAGGAGUCUGGAUCUCAUCCUGCCAACGGUGAGAAGACUUGCUGUGAUGGUCCUAUACUUGCUGGAAUUAUAGAGGUCAUAGUGAACAUAAUUAUUGCAGAACUGGAAAAAGCAUCAGAAGAACAAAAGAUGACCUUUGAAAAAGAAAUCCUGGAACUUAUUGACGUUUAUGAUUCUUUAGAAAAGGCAUCAGGUACCAACAAACAGGGAACUCUCCUUAGAAAAGGGUCUAAGGUAAAUGUGCAAGAUAUCCCUGAUAAAACUGACAAUGCAUCCAAAGAGGGCUCUCGUCCUUCCGCUCCAAAAUUAUUUCAAAUGAGAAGGCAUUUCCUUGUAACCUCAAGUAUUCAUCAAUUGCUUGGGAUUGCAGUUAAGUUAUUCAGUGCUGGCAAUUAUAAUAACCAGGCAGUUUCUCAGAGCAACAGUCAAUCACUUUAAGAAAGCAUUUGAUCAGUGUUUGAAACUAGACGGACACUAUGGAGGGGAUCCGUUGAAACUCUAAUUUAUGGAGAUGUCAAACCGCUGGGACGUCCAGUAAUGCAGUUGGCCUGGUUACUCAAAUCAAGUCCAAAGUUACAAAGCAGUGCCAAGAAAAAAGAAGCCAAAGGAGAUCAGCUCCAUUUAUCACUGUUAUGCUUGAACGAGUUGUUUAAAUUGAAUUCAUAUCAUGACAGUUUCAAUGAGCUGAUUGAGGAUCUUGUCUGUGUGGCUGCUCCAGAGUUUGAAUUGGAGUGUGAAAUGGAUGAUGUUCAGGGUAGCAUCCAUGAACAAGACUUGAUGAUGGAUGACAGUCAUGUGAAAUCCAUAAAUUUACUAUUGGAGAAACGGAUAAAACCACUAUAUUUGGUGCUUCUUUCUGCAUCAUUUUAUCGAGAAACAGAGGUUUUGUCAGAAUUGUUUCUAACCAUCUGCAAGAAACUGCCUGACAAAAUAAGGGCUUCUCAUGGAUGUUGGGUGGUGAAAAUCUGCAGGAAUACUAUGAUUGAAAGUCCUAAUGCCGCAAGAAGUGUUCUUGAUCUAGCCAUUCAUCUUGUAUCAUCCCCAUAUGAUCUGAUUCUCGCUCAUGAGAUUGCUUCAGAGCUAGUGAAGGUCAUUGGAUCUGAAGAUAAAGAACCAAUUGAGUUAUCUGAAGCAUUUGCAAUUGUAAAUUAUUCUACAAAGACUGCAAUUGCUUCCGUUUUACUUCAAUUAGUUGAACAAUCUCUCACUGAUUUAGAUUGGUCUACGUCAAAACUAAAAUCCUACACUAUUUCAUAUCAAGAAGCCAGAGUUUCUGGAGAGAGGUCUAAUGGAUCAGUGCUUGAAGAAUCACUCUAUUCCAGAACAGAAGCAUUAGUAAAUCUGCUGUCUUCUUUCACAGAGAUGAACCUCAAUGACUCUCAAUCAGAUCAGCUACUUCGAAUAACCACAAAGUUCUACAAGCUCUUAGCGAGAAUGACAAAGCUUUGCAUCGCGCCGAAGGGAUCCAAACAACUUCUACCGGGCCACAAGUUUCAGAAACUCGCAGAAACAACAUGCCGAAAGCUUACUAGUCCUCUGUAUAACUUUGUGGCACUAGUGCAAAGAAACCAACAGGAGAAUGUUCAGAGAAAGGGAAUCAUCGGCAAGAUCAAAAGGGAGAGUAAAUGCAUUCCUGAACUGAUAUUCCAGAUAGAAGACUAUGAAAAAUAUCUCAUUCAGUUGAGUAAGCUAACUAAAGUUAAUUUACUGAGACAUGCUAAGCGUAGCACUGCAAGGGAUUUUAAGAUUUUGGAAGCAAAGAAACCUGAAAGAGAUGAGCCUUGUUCUUCAUCAUCUGAAGCUGAAGGUGAAGGUGAACAUGAGCUAGUUAAUGAAGAUGCAUGCAUGGAACCUUGUGAUGAAGAGAGCACAGGUGAAGAAGAAGGAGAGGAAAUGGUGAUAAAAAGCAGAAGCAAAGUUGAAUAAGGUGGUGCAAGACUCUGAUGAAGAAACAUGAAGAUGAAUCAAAGGUUGGUAUAUAAUGAACUUCAGAUUCUGUGAAUACUUUUUUCAGUUAUGAUUUUAUGACAAUGACUAGGGAGAAACAAUUUGAUGAG
Messenger RNA from Dioscorea cayenensis subsp. rotundata (Guinea yam), 4013 nucleotides. RefSeq names its product Fanconi anemia group I protein. The record is from RefSeq and is a predicted model, not a curated record. Gene Ontology annotation, biological process: DNA repair. Gene Ontology annotation, molecular function: DNA polymerase binding. NCBI's taxonomy places the organism in Eukaryota, Viridiplantae, Streptophyta, Magnoliopsida, Dioscoreales, Dioscoreaceae.